Molecule: messenger RNA, 2028 nt
Organism: Kickxella alabastrina
Lineage: Eukaryota; Fungi; Kickxellomycota; Kickxellomycetes; Kickxellales; Kickxellaceae
Product: Alpha/Beta hydrolase protein
Exons: 1
Coding region: 38-1894 (618 amino acids)
Biological process (GO): proteolysis
Molecular function (GO): serine-type carboxypeptidase activity
Source: RefSeq, a predicted model, not a curated record
UCUACAUAUAUACAUUUUGCUAUUCCUGUUUAUUUUUAUGGUCCAUUUAUUAAAAGUACUCGUCAAAACAGCAAGGGCGAAGACUGUAUUGAGCGCUGUGCUGCUGGCAAUUGUGACUUUGGAGUACGCGGUCGAUGCGGCUAUAUACAAUAGUUGGAAACACGCGGACGACCGUGUGGUGGGACUCCCGUACAAGGCUGGCGAGAAGCCGUUGCAUGAAAGCUACUCUGGACAUAUAACUGUGCGCACGUGGACGCCCGAGGGCGGGGCAUCUAAGGACAGCGGGAGCGCAAAGCUAUUUUACUGGUACUUCCCCGCCAUUGCGUCUAAAGUGGAGGAGCCGCCCUUGCUCUUGUGGAUUCAGGGCGGCCCUGGGUCGAGCUCGAUGAUUGGGCUGUUGACUGAGAUGGGGCCGCUGGCACUCACUGAUGACGGCGAGUUUACCAGACGAAAUGUAACUUGGGCUAACCACUAUGACCUGUUGGUGGUAGACCAGCCCGCGGGCACGGGAUUCAGCUCGGUCAGCCCGCGAGCAAACUUGACUCUUGAUGACCUGUUCCCAAUUGCAAAUGUGAUGCCCAAGAGCGUAGUGGACUCGUGGAAAGCUGAAUACCCGGGCAACGUGAACGAUUACAAGUUUAUCAAGUCGCCGAUGACCAUAGAGUUCAUUGUCGCCGAGGCCCAGGAUAUGCUGCGCAAGCUGAUGCACCCAUUGGUCAAGCUUUCGAGCAAAACCACUCCCUUUGGGGAAAUGUUUACCAAUGUGCUCAAAGCCCGGCAGUCCGAAAUACCCGAUAUGUUGAGGUAUAUCAGGCGAUCAAUCAGAUUCCACGAGCACACGGGCCCUGAUCAAGUUGGGAGCUUCAGUCUUCCAAAAGAUGGCGGCAGCGAUGACAACAGUGACGACCCAUUCUUGGUGAACAGUGGCUAUGCCGAAGAACGCGAAAACAAAACUGUUUGGGAAAAGAUUGGGCUGACCAGCGAUGAGUCCGGCGACUUUGUUAACGGCUAUGCAACCAACAUGCGGGCAGUUGGCAAGGACAUGUGGACGUUUAUGCAGAUAUUUUUUGAACAGAGGCCAGCCCUGCGCAAGCGAGAUUUUUAUGUAUUUAGCGAGUCGUAUGGCGGCAAGUAUGUACCAGCAAUCGCCACGUACAUUGACCAGCAGAACGUUAAGGUUGGCAAGGACAGCCUACAAGCAGUUAAUUUGCGCGGUGUGUCUAUCGGAAAUAGCUUGGUGCACCCGGUGCUGCAAAUUCUGGCGCAUGGCAGCAUUGGGUUUGCUUGGGGGUUGCUUGAUGUGGAACAGGCAGAUACAAUGGACCUGCUGGCAUUCAAGGCCAUCAACCACACGCUCAACGGGGACCUCGAGGCUGGAAACGAAAUCAGGCUGUUAAUGUUUGACUACUUCCGAAACAUCACAGGUGGCGUCAACUGGUACGACAUACGCCAGCGCAACCACAGCUACAAGCGCAUGUAUUUGGACCAAGGGCUCAAUAACCCGGUUGUGCGCGAGGCAUUGAACACCAAGGACAUUGCAUAUGGCGUCGAUCAUGGAGUGUAUUAUUAUUUGUCUGGCGAUAUAAUGCGCACAACCGCACCGCUGUUUCCAACCCUUCUAAACAAGUACUCGGUGCACCUGAACCAGGGUCAGUUUGACUUUCGGGAUGGCGUGGCAGGCAACACGCUAUGGAUCAAUGGUCUGAAGUGGCCGGAUAGAUCCAAGUUUUCUUUGGCUGACCGACAGCAAUGGUGGCUAGAAAAGGAGCUUGUAGGGUACACCCGCAGUGGCGGCAAGCUAAGCCAUUGGGUCAUUCUGAACGCUGGCCAUAUGUCGCCAGGUGAUCAGCCUGAGGCUUGCCUGGAUAUGGUCAGGCGCAUUGUUUUGCUGUAGCAUUCUGUUAUUCUGUGCUUAUUGAGCAUAAUCAAUAAAUCAGUAUUAAUUUGUAGAACAAGAUAUGUCAAAGUUAGCUGGGGUGAUGGUAGCUGUAACAGGGUGAUGCUAUUCGUGAAACUUGGCCAUCUUCA